AUGGAAACGUUGACUGAAGAAGAAUGGGUAGAUUUUCCUUUUUACUUAAACAUAAUUUUGAUAUUAUAUUACCUGCACACUCACAUUUUAAAGGAUUUAACCUUAUACAAAAAAUUGGAUGAAAAUGUAAAGGACCCUAGUAAGAUUAAGACUGAAUGUAGUUUUUUAAGCAUUACUUUGAAAUCGAUUAGUCCUGAUCUUUGUGACAAAAUUACAAAAAAUGCACGAUAUACAAAUGGUUUAUCAACUAUAAAAAAAGGUGAUGAUGAUUGCUUAAAUUACAAAAAUUGGGUUUAUGAUCAAAUUUGGAAGUUCUAUAAAUCUAAGGAUACAAUAAAAUUAGAUGAAGUUAUUAGUGAUUUUUUGAAUAUACAAAAUGCCGUUAAUAAAGUGUUUCCUAAAAAAAUUUGUCAAUUUGAUUUUACUUCUAAAGAUAAAAAAGAUUUGGAGGAAAAAUUAGAAAAGAAAAAUUUACGUGAUUAUAUAAAGAAUUAUGAAAAUAUUAAAAAAGAAGUCACAGCUAAUGUUAAGAGUGACAUGUAUUCUAAGUACCUUACAUAUAUUAGUAAGAUAUUCGAAAUACAUAAAACAAAAUGCGAAGGCCCUUGGAAUUUUUAUCCAAAACAAUGUAAUGAAUAUUUUGUAUUGUCAACUAAUCCGUUUAAGCCGAAGGACCUCUUAGAUAUAUUACAAAAACAUAAAGCCCAAGCACCAGUUCAUAAACCGGAAGGACCAGUUGUAAAUGGACAUGCUCAAGGGCGAGGGGGACCUACUGGUUCCGUUGCUGGAUCUGAAGGAAAAUUAAAAGGUUCAGAGGCAGCUGAGGGUCCUGACGCAAAAUUAAAAGGUCCAAAAGUAGUUCAGGGUCCUGACGCAGAAUCAAAAGGUCCAAAAGCAGAUGUGGGUACUGGCGCAGAGUUAAAAGGUCCAAAAGUAGAUGGAGAUACUAGACAGGCUGAUUCCAAAGCAGGAGCAGGUCCUGGAAAGGAUGCUUCAAAAGGACAAGGGGAUUCUGGAAAGGGUAUUUCUAAAGAAAUAACAAGGGGAAAUCAAGAACCAGGUCAGCGACCCUUAAGUGCAGGUGUAACUGUAAAGGGAGGAAAACAAGAAAGUCAUAAGGGGCCUGAUCAAACAAGAAGAUCACCUUCCUUUUGGUCAAGUCCUUUUAAUAUAUUUGGUAGUGUAUUCAGUAGUCCAUCACAAAGAGCAGGCUCUUUAACUGGAAAAGAACAAAAACCCGCAGGUGCGCUUGCACCCGAAGGGAAGGAAAAACCUUUGGGAAAUUCUGAACCAAGUUCUAAAGCUGCUGGAGCUGCAAAGGUGGAACCCAAAGCUGCUGAUUUACCCCCCAAACGUGUUGAUUCACCACCACAGCCCGCUAAAUCGGCUCCUGCACCUGCCAAAGAGGAUGCCCCACCUCCCCAAGCAACUCUUGCACAAGUCAAAGCGGCACCUACACCUUCCCAUGUGGAAUCUGUACGAGCUCCUAAAGUAUUAACUCCGGAAGUUACAGUGGAAAUCCCUAAAGGAAAAGUAAUGUGUCCAAAUGGAACCAUAGGUGAUCCUUCUAAUUGUGUAAGCGCCCCAGAAGAAACCGAAAGUGCACAGUCUUUGGAAGUAUCAUAUCAUGAUAUUCCAAGUGAAACAUAUAGCUUAGUUGAACCUGGGAACAACCCUCCUAUUAUGGAAGGAGAAAAUUAUAAUAUAUUUACCUCUAACCCAGAGCGUACUAUGUUUACGGGAGCCAUAAUAUUGGGAGUAAUUUAUGUAUUUUACCUUUACUAUAAUGCUACUCCUUUGGGUAAAUGGGUACGUAAUAAGAUAGGGAGAAGAAGGGAUAGCGAUUAUGAUGAUCGAUCAGCACGAAGCUAUUUAACAUUAGACAAUAAUUCAGAAUAUGAUGAUUUGAAUUCUAGUAGUAUGAGUUUUAAUGUAGCUUAUUAUCCUAGAUGA
This is a messenger RNA of Plasmodium vivax (malaria parasite P. vivax), 1953 nucleotides long. RefSeq names its product variable surface protein Vir12, putative. The record is from RefSeq and is a predicted model, not a curated record. Bases 1 to 1953 code for a protein of 650 amino acids. Lineage: Eukaryota; Apicomplexa; Aconoidasida; Haemosporida; Plasmodiidae. The transcript has 3 exons.